This is a messenger RNA of Hyalella azteca, 1790 nucleotides long. RefSeq lists its product as uncharacterized. The transcript has 6 exons. The record is from RefSeq and is a predicted model, not a curated record. Lineage: Eukaryota; Metazoa; Arthropoda; Malacostraca; Amphipoda; Hyalellidae. Gene Ontology annotation, biological process: apoptotic process. The coding region runs from base 76 to 1338 and encodes 420 amino acids. Gene Ontology annotation, cellular component: mitochondrion.
GCAGAUCUUCAAUUCAUGAAUUAAAUUUUUCUUUCAGGGUUUGUAUUCACAGUGAAAAAGUGUAAAAAUGCUAUCAUGAUACCUCAACGUUUGAAUAAAUUUAGAAAUAAGCCUUCAGUUUUUUGGGGAGUUUUUAUGAACAUUUGUGAUUUGAAAAACUAUUCUAGUGCAAUAUGCAGCACCAGGAGAGCUGAUAUCAAACCAAUUCUCCUUGCUAGUAGUUCCUCACCUCCAGUAAUUAGAGGAGCUCAAUAUCUUGAAGAAUGCCAUGUUCAUAAAGCUAGAGCCCUUAUACCCAAGAUUUGUGCCAUGAAGAACAUUGUCUCUUCAAUCAUAUACUUCUCAACUGACAGUUCAACAUGUGCUAAAGCUUCAUUGAUACUAUUCCCUCAGUCAAGAAAUAGAGAUUUUACUCCUGGUGAAACCUUGAGACCAUCAAAAUUACUCUCUCUGCUUGUUAAAUUAUCCCUGUUUUCAUUCAUAUCUUUGUACUGUACAACUGAUUGUAAGGUUAGUGCAAAUGAUGGUGGAAGUGAGUCAGAAUUACCAGGAGAAAAUGAAGAAAACAAUUAUGAAAUGGGGUUCCACACACCUAAUUUUCCAUUCCAAAAUUAUAAAAAUGGAUGUAGUAAAAAUAAGGAUGUUAAUAACUAUAACUGCAAUAAUCAAGUGCAAGAGCCAAGAGAAGACUCAAAAGAUGAAAAUUCCUCUGGAUGUGAAGAUUCUCUAACUAACACAGAGGAAGAAGAGCUGAGCAUUGAGCACAACAAACCUAAUAUUUUUGAUCCUGUGUUAAUAGAUGAGCUUCAAGUUUCAGGGCCUAUUGAGCUGGACGAUGCUCAGUCACUAACUCACCAGCACCUGGUGUUGCAGUCUGCGGCUGUUGCUGUGGAGUCUGCCUUGCUGCUUGUUCUCAGGACCAGCAGGGCCCUUCUGGCUAUCAUGGAUGCUUACAGGGAGAGCCUGGUUCAGGUACUGCAGCUGCUUCAGUAUCAGGAAAGCUUGGGGCAGCAAGGCAUCAGCGUGGGGCCCAUGCAAGAGCAGCUCACAGACGCCCUAGUGCGCGCCAGAGCUCAGGAGCAAAACUACCACAACAAAUACAGGGACUGCCGUACGUUGCUGAGCGUAGCGGCGCAGGCCGCGGCCACCGCUGAGGUGGCGGCCCACAUGGCGGGGGCGGAGCUCGAGGCGCUUGCUGUCGCCGCGGCCGUGCAGGCCGUCAAGAUUCAGGUGGAGGAAGGGGAGCGCGCCGUCCGAGAGCUUCAAGCGGCGGUCAGACUCCAGUACGCCAGAACCAUUGUCGGCGAUGGCGGCAUAGCCAUAGAGAAGCGUCAGUGACCUGUUCUGUGAUGGGCACAACAGCGCAGAACUUGCCACCAUGUCUACACGGCCAUCGCAGAGCUUCAUAUCAUCAUCACACGGGCCAGGCGCAGGACUUGCCACCAUCUUCACACGGGCCAGGUGCAAAGCUUCUCGCCGUCUUCACACGGGCCAGGUGCCGGACUUGCCACCAUCUUCACACGGCCCAGGUGCAAAGCUUCUCGCCGUCUUCACACGGGCCAGGUGCAGAGCUUCUCGCCGUGCUCGCGCAAGCUGAAUGUUGACGCUAGUGUGUUAUGCGACUGCUGUGGCAACCUUCUCUUGCAAAAAUUAUAUCGCAAGUUUCACGAAAAGAUGAUUUUGAGCGAUCGAGGAAGGCAAAUAACAAACCACAGUUAAAUUCUAUAAAUGUAUUCACGCUGUCUGUAAGUUAAUACAUUUUUCAUCCGUAUAUAAAAAUUCAGCUUUGA